AUGGGGAACAACAACUUGUCUUACAGCCUGUUGGCAGCUUUUGUACUACUCAUCAAUUUAAAUCAAGCAGUAGUCCAUGAGGCGAAAGAAUGGAAAAAGUGUUAUUUCGCUAGUUCUUGUCUCUGCAAAAAUAUUUCUGUUUCAGAGCAACUUAUAGUGGAUUGUUCAGGCAAACAUCUACUUCGUAUACCUAGAUUACCAAACAAUAUUCAAGAGUUAUCUCUCCGAUCUAAUGAUAUUAGUACAAUACAAAAUGGGAUUUUCGUAGGGAACUCUUUAUUGACCACUUUGGAUUUGUCUUUCAAUAGAAUAAGUCUAAUAAGAAAUAACUCGUUCAAAGGACUCACAAAUUUACUCUCUUUAAAUCUCAGCAACAAUGAUUUGAAAUAUGAACAUGAAAGUCGUUUGAGAUUCGAAACGCUUGAAAAUAUCACCACCGAUUUGCAAUAUUCGGCAAUUAAAAACCUGAAGGUGAACUACAUUCAUGGUAUUUUCGGAAUGCCUACAAUACUGAAAACUUCUCACAUUUGGAACCUAAAAAAUACGUCACUUGUUAGAUUCGAAGCCGCUGGGAAUCUAAUUCAGAGAAUAGAGUACGGUGCUUUAAAAUAUUUACCUAAGUCCUUGGAAAGUGCAGAUAUGAGAGACAACGUUUUUUCUAUAGGCAAAUAUAUGCCUGAUUUAAGGUCACUGCCAAUUACAUCCCUAGAUAUUUCUAAUAUUCGUUCAUCUCAUAAUGCGCUCACAUCCUACAUAGAGCACUGCGAUUCUCGAAAUGAUACUGUUAUAAUAGAUUCCGAAAACAACUGGUUGUUUCAACAACUUCAAUAUUUGGAAAUGUGGAAAUCUCUAAAGUACGGUUUCCCAGUGCCAAGAGGACUGAAAACAGUUUCACUUAGGUCAAGUAACUUGAAAUAUGAAAUACCAAAUUUUAUUUUUAUAAAAAAUCAAUUAGAAAAUAUUAGUGUGAGUGAUAAUGUCUUGCACACAUGGACAGGCCCAAUAACGAAUGUCAAAAGACUUAAAUUUUUAGACCUAUCGUCAAACUUUUGUUCUAAUGUUUCAAAUACAUUUUUCAGUCCAGAUUUUGUCAUUUUAAGAUAUUUGCUGCUUCAAAACAAUCUUCUUGGACUCAUUCUACCAACGGAUGUGGACGGUGAAAUAUUUCAGAACCUCCGCAACGUCGUGUACAUUAAUCUUUCUAAAAAUAGAAUAACGAAAUUACCAAAUAUUUUAUUUAAAGAGCAACACAAUAUAGAAAGAUAA
This is a messenger RNA of Mytilus trossulus (common blue mussel), 1266 nucleotides long. Its product is annotated as toll-like receptor 4. Gene Ontology annotation, molecular function: protein binding. The coding region runs from base 1 to 1266 and encodes 421 amino acids. The transcript has 3 exons. The record is from RefSeq and is a predicted model, not a curated record. Lineage: Eukaryota; Metazoa; Mollusca; Bivalvia; Mytilida; Mytilidae.